Molecule: messenger RNA, 5538 nt
Organism: Carcharodon carcharias (great white shark)
Lineage: Eukaryota; Metazoa; Chordata; Chondrichthyes; Lamniformes; Lamnidae
Gene: atp9b
Product: ATPase phospholipid transporting 9B
Exons: 30
Coding region: 268-3531 (1087 amino acids)
Biological process (GO): endocytosis; retrograde vesicle-mediated transport, Golgi to endoplasmic reticulum; phospholipid translocation
Cellular component (GO): trans-Golgi network; plasma membrane; endosome
Molecular function (GO): magnesium ion binding; ATPase-coupled intramembrane lipid carrier activity; ATP hydrolysis activity
Source: RefSeq, a predicted model, not a curated record
CCCACUUUAAGAUGGCGGAUAGUAUUCCUUUACACCCGGUGCGGAACCUGCAAAAGAGACAGGAAUAUUAUCCGGGGAGACAGAGCAGAUGCAAAACAAAACCUUUGCCUUUGUUGGCUUGUUUCAAACAAUCAUCCACCAAUCAUCCUUGAAAUUUACAAGCAGUCACUUUUGACCUGUGAGGGAUUUCAGUAGUUUUCAACCAGCUACAAUGGCUUGUAUUUACCCAGAUAUCAAGUGGAAGAUGAGUCAUCUAGUUUAGAUGAGAUGCCAUUGAUGAUGUCAGAAGAAGGUUUUGAAAAUGAUGAGAGUGACUAUCACACAUUACCAAGAGCUAGAAUUACUCAGAAGAAACGAGGGCUAGGCUGGUUUGUAUUCGGUGGAUGGAAAUUACUUUGUACCAGUUGCUGUGACUGUCUUGCUAACAUCUGUCGGAGAAAAAAACAGCUUAAAGCUCGCAUGGUAUGGCUGGGACAUCCAGAGAAGAGCGAGGAAAAAUAUCCAAAAAAUGCCAUCAAAAACCAGAAGUACAACCUCUUUACAUUUGUACCUGGGGUAUUAUAUCAACAAUUCAAGUUUUUCUUGAAUCUUUAUUUUCUGGUGGUAUCGUGUUCACAGUUUGUACCAUCAUUGAAGAUAGGCUAUCUGUACACGUACUGGGCUCCUCUAGGUUUUGUUAUGGCGGUGACAAUAGUUCGGGAGGCUUUAGAUGAGUUCCGUCGCUAUCAACGCGAUGAGGAGAUGAAUUCACAGCUAUAUAGCAAGCUUACCAUAAGAGGUAAAGUGCAGGUGAAGAGUUCAGACAUUCAAGUGGGAGAUCUUAUUAUAGUCGAGAAGAACCAGCGCAUUCCUGCUGACAUGAUCUUUUUGAGAACAUCAGAAAAAAGUGGCGCAUGUUUCAUCCGUACGGAUCAACUAGAUGGUGAAACAGACUGGAAGCUCAGGGUAGCUGUUUGCUGCACGCAGAGAUUGCCAGCUUUGGGUGAUCUUUUUACAAUCAAUGCUCAUGUUUAUGCUCAGAAGCCACAAAUGGACAUUCAUAGUUUUGAAGGGACCUUCACACGGGAAGAUAGUGAUCCUUUCAUCCAUGAAAGUCUGAGUACAGAAAACACACUUUGGGCCAGCACAGUAGUAGCUUCUGGUACUGUGAUAGGGGUGGUAAUUUAUACUGGAAAAGAAACUCGCAGUGUAAUGAAUACUUCCAAUCCCAAAAAUAAAGUCGGCUUGCUGGACCUGGAGCUAAAUCGACUGACGAAGGCUUUGUUUUUAGCUCUAGUUGUGCUUUCGGUGGUUAUGGUAGCUUUACAAGGAUUCGUGGGCCCUUGGUAUCGCUACCUAUUCCGGUUCAUCCUAUUAUUUUCCUAUAUCAUCCCCAUCAGUUUACGGGUAAACCUAGACAUGGGGAAAGCAGCUUACGGUUGGAUGAUCAUGAGAGAUGAUAAUAUUCCAGGCACAGUGGUUCGGACAAGCACAAUACCAGAAGAACUGGGACGUUUAGUUUAUUUAUUAACAGAUAAGACAGGAACCCUUACACAGAAUGAGAUGGUAUUCAAGCGCCUCCACUUGGGCACCGUUUCCUAUGGGACAGACACAAUGGAUGAAAUUCAAAGCCAUAUCAUUGGCUCCUAUGCACAGGGAAAUAGUUCACACAGUUAUUCGACAGGAAGUAGUGCCAGUACUGCCUCAUCCAGCAAAACCACUUCCUCUGCUCCAAAAGUUCGGAAAUCUGUCCACAGUCGCAUACAUGAAGCUGUAAAAGCCAUUGCUCUGUGUCACAACGUUACACCUGUCUAUGAAUCACGUGCAGGGGUGAAUGGAGAAACAGAAUAUGCUGAGGCUGACCAGGAUUUCAGUGAUGAAAACCGCACAUACCAAGCCUCCAGUCCUGAUGAGGUGGCUCUUGUACAGUGGACGCAAAGUGUGGGUCUGACAUUGGUGAGCAGAGAUCUCUCAUCUAUGCAGCUGAAGACCCCUGGUGGACAAAUCCUUCCAUUCAUCAUUCUGCAGGUUUUUCCUUUCACAUCUGAAAGCAAAAGAAUGGGCAUCAUUGUCAGGGAUGAUUCUUCAGGGGAAAUCACAUUCUAUAUGAAAGGAGCUGAUGUGGUAAUGUCAAGCAUUGUACAGUACAAUGAUUGGCUGGAAGAAGAGUGUGGGAACAUGGCUAGAGAAGGACUACGGACACUUGUGGUGGCCAAAAAGUCCCUAACAGAAGAACAGUAUCAGGAUUUUGAGAACCGGUACAACCAAGCAAAGCUAAGUGUCCACGAUCGCUCGUUAAAGGUGGCGGCUGUCGUGGAGAGUCUUGAACGAGAAAUGGAACUUCUCUGUCUCACUGGAGUGGAGGAUCAGCUACAAGCAGAUGUGAGACCAACCCUGGAGUUGUUGAGAAAUGCUGGAAUAAAGAUAUGGAUGUUGACUGGAGAUAAACUGGAAACGGCCACUUGCAUUGCAAAAAGCUCUCAUCUGGUGUCUAGGAAUCAGGAUGUCCACAUCUUCCAUCCUGUAAUGAAUCGUGGUGAAGCUCAUUUGGAGCUGAAUGCAUUCAGAAGGAAGCAUGACUGUACGCUGGUUAUAUCAGGAGAUUCUUUAGAGGUUUGUCUGAAAUACUACGAGCAUGAAUUUGUGGAACUUGCAUGCCAGUGCCCAGCUGUUGUCUGCUGCCGAUGUUCUCCCACCCAAAAGGCUCAAAUUGUGAAGUUGUUGCAACAGCAUACAGGCAAACGCACAUGUGCAAUAGGUGAUGGAGGUAAUGAUGUCAGCAUGAUUCAAGCAGCAGACUGUGGGAUUGGAAUUGUAGGAAAAGAAGGUAAACAGGCUUCUUUGGCAGCAGAUUUUUCCAUCACUCAGUUUAAGCACAUCGGCAGGCUACUGAUGGUGCAUGGUCGUAACAGUUACAAGCGAUCUGCUGCACUUGGCCAGUUUGUCAUCCACCGGGGCCUUAUCAUCUCCACUAUGCAGGCUGUAUUUUCGUCAGUGUUCUAUUUUGCAUCUGUUCCAUUGUAUCAGGGUUUCCUCAUGGUAGGGUAUGCUACCAUCUACACAAUGUUUCCUGUUUUUUCCCUGGUGUUAGACCAGGAUGUAAAGCCAGAGACAGCAAUAUUAUAUCCAGAACUUUACAAGGACCUCACAAAGGGACGUUCAUUAUCCUUCAAGACGUUCCUUAUUUGGGUUCUAAUAAGCAUAUACCAAGGUGGCAUUUUAAUGUAUGGAGCAUUGGUGCUGUUUGAGUCUGAGUUUGUACACGUAGUAGCAAUUUCCUUCACUGCUCUGAUCUUGACCGAGUUGCUGAUGGUCGCACUUACGAUUCGGACCUGGCAUUGGCUUAUGGUUGUGGGGGAGUUCCUCAGUCUUGGCUGCUAUGUGGCCUCCCUUGCAUUUCUCAAUGAGUACUUUGAUGUCGCCUUUAUCACCACUGUGACCUUCCUGUGGAAAGUGUCAGCAAUUACCCUCGUCAGUUGUCUUCCACUUUAUAUUCUCAAAUACUUGAAGCGCAAAUUCUCUCCACCCAGUUACUCCAAACUUACCUCAUAGUGCAAAUGCUUUGUUCAAUAAGUGACACUUUUGCCAUCGCCGCGGAGGGGUCUAAUCAUCCCUUUAAAAAGAAACUUCACAGGGAAACUGAAGUCUUUUGAAAAUGGUCUGUUGACCAAACAGCCAAAUAAAAAGCAAUGAAAUGCUGCAUACACUGUGUGGAGCAUUGAAAGAAAUGACAAUACUUCUGAAUAACAAGGCACUGCACAGGACCUCUGAAAUGAAGGAAUGCCUUCAAACUUUUCACAGUACUGAUGGAGUCAGGGAGAAAAUGGAAAUAACUUGUCUUUGUAUAUCUUUUUUACUUUUUCUCUUUUUUUUUUCUCCUUGCUAAUUUGUGUAAAAAUUCAAAUGUACUUUUGUUUAAAAAUUUGCUGUACUUUUUAUUGUUCCUGCAUUACAAUUCUGUAAUGAGUUGCAGAAUCGCCCAUGAAGUGCUAGUUAGCACAUUGUCCAAAUUGUGUUGUAUAAAAGCUCACUUAUUGAUGCCAUUGUGCACAAAGCAACAAAUUAGCACUAUAUAUAUUUAUUGGAAUUUCAGCUACCUUUAUAAGUGCUCUCCACUUUAGCAUUUGCUAUUAUUAAUAUAUCUAUAUUUCCCUGUCUCUAAAUUGCAGCUGUGUCUGUGAAGCAAAUAUGCACUAACAGGGAUAUGCACAGCAGACUUUCAACAUCCCACAUUGUCAUUAACAUUUGCUGUCUACCUCCCCUAUAUUUUCUCCCCAGUAUUAUCUAAUUUAUUUAUUUUUGGAGACCAACCUUAGGAAUGCGACAACCUGAAUUUUAUGUGAGGCAUUCUACUUCACAAAGUUUUGGAAAUUAUUUUUUUUGCAAUUUAUCUAAAAACAUGCAUUGUCCGUACAUUGUGAAAUUUCCAUUUCUUCUCCUCUUUGUCAGACUCAAGUCUUUUAUUGUAAUGUGGACUCGAGCCUGGGAGAAUUAAGAAGUUUGCCCCUCUGUCUCUGCAGCCCCCCCGCACUUGCCUUGAGGUGUAAAAGAAAACCAACAUUCUUCAAAUCAUAGUAAGAUCAUAAUUUCAAUGAUCCUGGGGUAAUAUGCUCCUGGGUUGAUUUAUUUAAAGUUUAUAUAAUAAAAUGGAGUACAAAAGAAAACGUGGUAUUUUUUACAAAGCGGAUCAGCAAUGUAUUCCGCUAGCAGUUUCCUGGAUCCAGCACUGAAUCAGAAUUUACUGCACUUGCUUAGAAAUUCCAUUUUGAAAGUAUAUGAGAAUCAAAUGUAUUAUGUUGUUCAGUAAGGAUGCAGAGUACUUCAUAUAAGUCACUUGUGGAAAUUAAUUUUUGUAUUCAUAGCGUAUUAAAAAAUCUUUUUGCAUUCAUUUUUAAUUAACUAGUGUUCUGAUUUAUCAAUGUAUGUAUCCAUGAACAUGCCUAAAGGCGUCUUAAAAGGCGUGAACAUUGAUAGGUUACUACGCUGUUCCAGUUUUAAUUAAACAUUUGACUUCUCGGUUCCACAUGAUUAUGCUAAAUUUGUGUCCAUUUAAAUUAGCUUCUCAUGGCUGCCCUUAAGAGACAUAGCUCUGAUCGCGAAUGGGAGUUGUAUACCAUUUUUGUAAAUAGCCUCCAAAUGAUGGAUGCCUGGCGUCAGAUUCCGAUUGUUAUUCUUUGCUGCAGCUGUGAAGUAGUUGUAAUAAAAUGAGUAACGGUGAAAUGUGUUCCAAUGGUCACCUUGAUUAAGCCACCAUCUGGAUUAAGUAUACAUCGAUUGCCAUAUCACACCUAUUAAUAGAAAUGGCCAUGUUAGCAAUAUAAGUAAAUGGAGCCUGCAUCAGGGUCUAGCUACCACCCCUCCAGAUCAGCCACGGUAAUUGUUUUCAAAUUAACUUACUGUUGUGAUUAAGCCAUUAAGUGUCACUGUAUGUCAUAUGGAUUCAAAAUUUUUAAGGAACCACUUGAGUUUAAUGGUGAAGGUGACCACUUUAUUCAGAUUUUACUGUAUUGUUAAAUUAAACUGGAGUUCCCUCUGCACAAUAAAGUGAAUUUACAUUUU